AUGCCAUCGAAACUACACCAGGACUCUCCAAAAUGGAGAAGCGUUAUUCUCUGUGGAGAUGAAGACUACCUCGAAAGCGUCCGUUCGUACAGAUCUGGUGGCCAUCACCCAGUGCACAUCAACGAUCGCCUGGACGGCGCAAGAUAUCGUGUGCUUCACAAAUUCGGCUACGGUGGGUCUUCUACAGUGUGGUUAUGUCAAGAUAACAUAUAUCGGACCCCGACGUAUGUGGCGAUCAAGAUCCUCAUCGCGCUUCGAAACGAGGCAAACUGCCGCGAGCUGCACAUGGCUCAGCACCUGCGGGCGCUCGGUGUCGACAAGCAACCAGGAGCACAUCUUCUUUGCUUUCCGCUUCGAGAUUUCCGACAGACGGGUCCAAAUGGAACACACAUUUGCAUUGUGUAUCCUGUUUUGGGACCGCCUCUCGAUUUAGCCAGGGAGACUUUUGAGGACCAUUUCAAUCAAGACGACUGCGCCAGGAUCGUUCGAGGACUGGUGUAUGAAAUCGUUGGGAAACCAGAGACUGUGAAAGUGGUAGUCAAGGACCUCUCGGGUGAGCAUGUGUUAUGUCCCGACAUCCCUCAAUAUUUGGUCCACUCAAUCGACUUUAUCGAGCCCCAUCAUCUCUCAGGUCAGAUUAGCAUCACGGACUUUGGAGAAUCAUUCAAUCAUUGCACCGAAGGGGAGCGCCUGACUGGGAUACCACGGGCGUAUUGUGCCCCGGAGCUCGUCUUCGACAAGAAAGGUGGCCUGGCUGCCGAUCUGUGGGCCUUGGGUUGUUUAGCCUUUGAAGCGCGCACCGGCAAGAAGAUGAUCUGGCCAGCUGAUCUCCUCGGCCCAAACGACCGAGAAUACCUCAUGCACGUCAUCUUACUUCUCGGAAGGUUACCGGACAAGUGGUGGGACACCGUGGAAAACCGUGACGCAAUCAUCGUGCGCAGCGAUGGAGGCACGCACAGUCGACUCGAGCUACGAAUGGAGAAGUGGGGCAAUCCCGAGGAAGAAAGAUCGAUUGAUGCCAAAAUCAGGGCCAGUUGUUAUCGCAAUACGCAACUCGACAGAAAUAUCAAGAUUUUGGACAUCUCCGAGGCGGAAGUUGAAGUAAUGUCGAAGCUCCUGGAACAACUGCUGCAGUACGAGCCAGAAAAACGCUUGGCCGCUCAGGACGCAGUCAAUCACGAAUGGUUUCGGAUGUGA
Cordyceps militaris CM01 is the source of this 1197-nucleotide messenger RNA. Its product is annotated as protein kinase, putative. The coding region runs from base 1 to 1197 and encodes 398 amino acids. Gene Ontology annotation, biological process: regulation of mRNA processing; protein phosphorylation; spliceosomal complex assembly. The transcript has 2 exons. The record is from RefSeq and is a predicted model, not a curated record. NCBI's taxonomy places the organism in Eukaryota, Fungi, Ascomycota, Sordariomycetes, Hypocreales, Cordycipitaceae. Gene Ontology annotation, molecular function: ATP binding; protein kinase activity.